AGUAUUUUUAGUGUUUGAUUAUAUAAUGUCAGCUCAGCGUGUAGCUAUUGUAACUGGUUCCAACAAAGGUAUUGGAUUUGCAAUUGUGCGUGCGCUAUGUAAGAAAUUUGAAGGUGAUGUGUUUUUAACAGCUCGGGAUGAGGGACGUGGAAAUACCGCUGUUAAUGCUCUGGAAAAAGAAGGUCUGCAUCCUAAAUUCCAUAGUUUGGACGUAACUGAUCAAAAGAGCGUUGCGACUCUCGUGGAAUUUAUACGCAAGGAGUAUGGUGGUGUGGAUGUAUUGGUCCAUAAUGCUGCGAUAGCGUUUAAAAGCGCUGACCCUGCGCCCUUUGCUGAACAAGCCAGAGUUACAGUUCCAAGUAACUUCACAGCUACUAUUAAGCUAUGUGAAAGUUUUUUGCCAUUAAUGAGAGAUGAAGGGAGGAUUGCUAUUGUAUCGUCAAUGAGUUCGACAAUGUCAUUGAAAAAGUGCAGCAAAGAAAACCAGGCAAUCUUCAAAUCCCCAGAUUUAACUGUUGAAAAGCUUGUUCAGAAGUUGGAUGAGUUUGUUGAAGCUGCACAAACUGGAGCUCAUAUAGAAAAGGGCUUUCCAGGUAGUGCUUAUGGGAUGUCUAAGCUAGGCGUUACAGCGUACACUCGUAUUUUAGCAAAAAAAGUCCAAGAGAUGGGUAAAAGCAACAUACUUGUGAACUGCUGUUGUCCUGGAUAUGUGAUCACAGACAUGACAAGCCAUAAAGGCACCAAAACUCCAGACGAAGGCGCUGAAACUCCAGUCCACAUCGCACUUCUGCCUAAAGGUUCAAAGCCAACAGGCGAAUUCUUCUCAGACAAACAAGUUCGCAAGUGGUACUCGUAAAGAAUUUGUAGCAUAUGUUAGCUUCAAGAUACUU
Styela clava is the source of this 890-nucleotide messenger RNA. Its product is annotated as carbonyl reductase [NADPH] 1-like. Gene Ontology annotation, molecular function: carbonyl reductase (NADPH) activity. The record is from RefSeq and is a predicted model, not a curated record. Lineage: Eukaryota; Metazoa; Chordata; Ascidiacea; Stolidobranchia; Styelidae.